GACACUUCUACCUGCAGACAAAGUUCACCUCCUGCCUCCAUCUGAUGUUACAAUAUUAUUCGCAAAUUCUUCUGUAAUAACAAUUAGAUGGGAUGCACCAUUAGUGUAUGCAGCUCAGUUCAGUGAAAUAACUGAUGGAUAUGAAAAUCACACAAGUUUGGAUCCUACAACAAAAAUGUCUUUUCAGAAGGUUAAUACCACUAGAAAUUCAAUAGAUGGAAAACUACUUAACAAAACAGAUAAAUUGAAUUCGACUACGAAUUGUCUACCUUAUAAAACUUUAAAGAAGCUAUCUGAAGAAAUUUGGGAGUCACCAACAGAUACAGUAACACAAGAUUUAAAUAGCAAAAAGAAUGGAAAUACUUCAAGUAACUUCGAUGUUAAUGUAGUACCUUAUGCACAAGGCUGUGUUGAGAAAUAUAUAAUAAGAUGGCAAGAGAUUACUAGUACCAGUACCAGUGAAGUUCAGCAGUUAGAAGUACCAGCUACUGAAACUGACACCAAUAUAAGUGGUUUAAAAGCAAGAACUAAUUACACAAUCACAGUUUCAUCGGUCUUUGUUAAUAAUAUGGAGCUUAAAUCUGAUCCUAUUUUAACUUCAACAACUUCUUUUGUUUGCAACUGUGAUUGGCAUGGUUCCAUACUAGCUGAUAUAAAGUGUAAUGAAAAGCGCAAUGCAUGUGAUUGUAAGCCUGGCUAUUCUGGCCACUUUUGUCAGAUAUGUGCACCAGGCUUUUACAGAACUGCUUCUUUUUAUCCGUGUCACAAAUGUCCUUGUCAGCCACCAAGCGCUCAAACACGUAAUUGUUCUGUAUAUGAAGGUUUCCUUCAAUGUGAAAAAUGUCAGUUAGGUUACACUGGUAACUUGUGUCAUACUUGUGACAAUGGAUUCUAUAGAUAUGGUAAACAUUGCAUUCCUUGUCGAUGCAAUGGAAACUCUAUGAAAAAUGCAACAAAUAUUUGUCAUCCAAUAACUGGUUCCUGCUUGCAUUGUUUCUACAACACAACUGGAUUUAAUUGUGAACGCUGUUUGGAUGGUUAUGUUGGUGAUGCUAUCAAAGAAAAGAACUGCACAUUAAGAAGAGAAUUGAUUACCUAUCAUCGCAAGGACUAUUCAUCUCUCGCUGUUGGAAUUGUUUUAGGUGUCUUUAUUUUCUUGGGCCUUAUUGUAGCUGUCAUAAUUUUAAUAAGGCGAUAUAACUUAAAAGGAAAGAGAUGGUCCUUUUUCAGUGUUGAAAUCAAGUGCAAUGAAAGUGAUUUUCAUUGUGUAUCUGGCAGUUAUGAUCACGAGCCAGAUGUAAUAUUUUAUGGAACUAAAUUAAAAUGUUCUAAUAAAUAUGUUAAAUUACAUGAAGAACACUAAAUUAACCUAUAGUAUCUUUGAAUUUGUUUUUUAUUUUCAGCUAAUGUCUAUAGAAAAAAAAGAUAUGUUAAAAAUUAUAUUUAUUGUAAAGUAAAUGUCCGCUUUUUUGUUAAAGGUUUGACUUGAAAAUUUUUAUAAAUUGUUCUUGGACGUUGUGGCUACAUUUAGAUAUUAAAAAUGAUUUUUUUUAUCAAUUUCAUUGCUAUAAUUAUAUUGUUACUUCUCCACUUACUAUUUAUUCAUGAGUGCAUUAUUCUAACUUGCUGCAAAUUCUAUCAAUAUCGAAUCUUAUGUAAUAGAGUGUAUUUCUUUAAGGUUAAAUGUAGUACCCGUUAGUAGAUAACUACCUUUCAGAACGGUUAAACCUAAGGAUGGAGGUUAGGGAUUCCAAUUUUAAGGAAUAUUAUUCUUUUCCUCGCCAGUUACCAAGUAUGUGCAAGGUUUAAAAUUAGCUAGCAUUAAGAAGCCAAUAAUUUUAAACGUCAUGGUUAAAAAAAAAGAAACAAUGUUACAGCAGAGUAUUUUUAAAUUGAUAGUUGGCUAUAUAUACAUUUAUCCUAUACUCUUAAGCGAGCAAUUCUUGUAUGUAUGCAUAUAUAUAUAUAUAUAUAUAUAAAUUUUAUUUCAAAAACGGCUCUAAUGAUUUUCUUUAAAAUUGCAAGGUACGUGCAUAUUAAUGAGAAAAAAAAUCUCAACUCAUUGGCCACAUCGGGAAAACUCGAGGUCGACCGUUAUAUGGGUUUGAAAAUGUCUCAUUAUCGAAAACUUAAUUUUGGCUAGAAUGUUUUAUGAAUGAAAUUUUCUAUGUGACAUCAAAGGGAAAAAAACUUGACACCGUUUACGUCACUAGGCUCACAGCAGUACACUAAGACAUUCCUUCGCAAACAUGAACAAGUUUUAAUAAAUCAAUUGGCAUAAUUAAACAUUUGCGCACCGUCUUAUUGUAGAUUGAUAUAUUAUGAAACUAUGUCAAUGUAUGAUUAGUUAUUGUGUUUUAAAAGUAGCUUUUACUUUGUUGUUAUUUUAUUGGUGAAUAAUUGCAAUGUGUUCAAACUUCGAAGUCUACUGUCCCAUACUACCAAAACACAAGAAAUGGUCAUAACACAGCUUCUCUACUCCUUACUUGCACACACUGGUCAUGAUACCCAGGGCCGGCCCAAAUAUUUGCGGGGCCCUAUGUGAAAUGGAUUGCGCCGGCUCAGUCAUGGUAGGGAUAAGGAUAAUAAGUGAAAAUUAAAAUUUUGUAUUGGAAAAUAAAUUCGUCUUUACAUUACAUUUAAACUAAAUGAAAGCUGACAAUGCCGUUUGUUUUAUCGCGCGUAGGAUUGGCGUUUACCACAUUGAUUGACAUCCCAAAAUGACAAUGUUGUCUAUUUUAAGGACAUUUUUUAUGAGUUUUCAGGAGAUUUUAAUAAUUUCAGGAGAUUGCCAAACUCUUAGUAUAUUUUGCAAUUUCAGAUUUCCAGGAGCUCCUUGAAAGUUAGGAGACCACGGGAACCCUGUCAUUAGUUACAAUGGUUUAAUUUAAGAAUUUACAUCUUGAAUUAACGCGGAGCUUAUGAAAGUUCUGGGCCCACUGCGGCCGCACAGGUUGCAGUGGCCUAAGUCCGGCCCUGAUAAUAUCCAGCUCGCGGUCAACGAAUUUUCAUUACGCUGCCGCCUCUUUUGGUUUAAUCAUAGACCUCUGUAAAAAAAAGUCAUGUUCCAGACACAGCCCCAAAGGUCAACGCGAAUAGGCAUCCCUUACCUUGGUAGACAACUUCACAUAUCUGGGAACCAUAGUAUUAAAUGACGCAUUGCUUUAAAGGGAGAUUGAUAUGUGAUCAGGGAUAGUCGUGCUUUUGGACGGCUCCAAGCAAGAGUGUGGCGAAAUAAAUAGCUCUGCCUGCCUACAAAAAUCAUUGUCUACCAAACAGUGGUUCUCUCAACGCCUCUCUGUGGAUCUGAGACAUGGGUACUUUAUAGAAAGGAACUAAGACUUCUUGAACGCCUUCAUCAAAGAUAUUUGCACACCAUCAUGGAAAUACGUUGGCAAUACCGCACUACAAACAGUGAUGUUCUUGCGAAAUGGUAUGAACUUCUUAUAGUCCAAUCAUGGAACUAUACUAAUGGAACAACAGCUCCUAGUUUUUACUAGGGGAGUGCCGUCGCGCAUCAUUUUCACGCAUGGUGCAAUAUGGAGAAAUUCAGGAGGAUGCAAAAGAAGAAAUUUACUCCUCCAGUCACUUGGACUGACCUUCAAUGAGAGUAAAACUUUCCUACGCUUUAUUUUAUUAGAUCUCUAAAAACUUCAUCCAUUUUUUCACAAUGUUUUGUGAUUUAUAAAAUUUUCCUGAAUAAGGGAUCGUCACAAAAGUUAUUUUUUUAAGGCCACCCCAUUAAAAUAGCUGUUUUCAGUACUUUCACAUUUGGGUAUUUUACACAAAAUCUGGAUUUUUUUUAUGUACAUUAAAUCAUUAUCAUCUGUCCCGCGUAACUAAAUCCUCCACUUUUCCCGGUCACCAAUGUUCUUAACAAGAGAGAGAGGCUGGUCCAUUAUUUGCGUAGUCCAGCCAGCUUUUCUUCUGACAAACCUUUUUUCGUUUAUUCUCUUAAAGGAUAUUUUUUUUUUAAAGUUAGUCUUACAAAAUACAAUUCCAAACCAACUCAUGCAGUUAUCGUCUUUUCACAGUAUUGAGGAGUCAUCCUUUUUGCCAGCCAGAGUGUUAAUUGGCAAAAUUAUUAACAAGUAGAACCAUGCCAACCAGUUCUGAUGAUGUACCAGAAUGGCUCAAGGAUCAUACUUAUACUAUUUCUACUCUCUGGGCAGACAUUAAUAAUAUUGGCAUCCAUUCAAUAUUUAUUUUAUGUUUGGAAAUGCAAGAAAAAGGCAUGCAUUCCUGACAAGUCAAUGAUUGGUUGCACCUCUUAAAGAUAACUUUCUGUUAUGAGAAAAGAUGAGAUUCUUGGACUCCUGCAUAGCACCACCAGAAAGGAAAAUCCCAUCAUGUUGCAAAAUAAAAGUCUUGGACCAAUUUUAAUUUAAGAUAUAUAUAUUAUACUGUAAGCUCUUUACAUAUUUAUGUAUAUCCUGUCAUUCAGCCAACAGGUUUGGAUUUAGUAUUUCUUUAAAUCUGUUUGAUAUUGUACUUGAAAACUAUUAAUCUGAGCCCCAUUAAAACAAUAGGGAGUGCAGUGAAUGAGUGGUAAAGCACUUGGCUUCUGAACUGAGGGUUCCUGGGUUCAAUUAAGACUGGGAUUUUCAAUUUCAGAAUUCAAAAGGCUAGGGAUACAUGGCAAUAGUAAGGAAUAAGUAAAGGCAGUUUGGGGAUCCAUGGCUGAAUGGUUAAGUCAUGGGUUUGAAUCUCUGUGAAGACUCGGGUUAAAUUUUUUUUAGAUUUUUGGGUGCCCCUGAGUCCACUUACUCUAAUGGGUAGCUGACUUUUGUUUUGGAAAGUAAAGAUGGUUGGUUGUUGUGCUGGCCACAUGAUGCACUGGCCAAAGAAUCAGAUGACCUUAACAUCAUCUGCCCUAUAGAUUGUGACGUCUGAAAUGGGAUUUUUUUUCAAAAGGUGGUUGGUUGUUGUGCUGGGUACAUGACACCCUCGCUAACCAUGGGGCACAGAAACUGAUAAACUUUAUAUCAUCUGCCCCAUAGAUUGCAAGAUAUAUAAGGGAAAUUUUACUUUUUAAAAAUUAAAAUAAGAAUCUAUCAAAAGUAAACAUAAAAUAUGGUGCAUUCUCCUUAAAACUAAAACCUGGUGCGAAGGUUUAAAAUGUUGGCAAAAAAAAGCAACAUCAUAUAUUCUUAAUUCCCUUUGCAAAACUUACUGAGAAGAACAUGCAUGUUGUUCCCUCAUAAUUUUCUUGACAGAGGAAAUCUUGUUUAUAUUAGAUUUGAAUUAAGCAAAUUAAGAAAAAAAUUAUAAUCAUUAUUUCAAAUGGUUGUAUCUAAACCUUAUGAAUUAUUUUUCCGUUAUAAGUAUAUUGAGAUUAAUGGAUAAUCAUGAAAUUGUAAAAUAAUUGCUGCUAUCAUUCCAUUGACUAAAGAACCAUAAUUUUUUUUUUUUUUUAAUUAAUUUCAAAAUGAUUUUUUUCAAGCAUAGAGUUCACAUAGAUCUUGAGUGAAUUUUUUUUUUUUGACUAAUGCUUCAAUUUUAUUGUAUCAUAUUAGUUGUUAAUUUUUAUUACCCAGAAUAUUUAAAAAAUGAGUACACUAUUUUCAUGUAAUAAUGUAACUUGGUAUUCACACAAUGCUCAAAAUACACCAUAAUCUUUAGGCCAUACAGAUUUGUAUAAAUUAACUUGUUUAAAUACAUUGUAAAUGUAUACUGUUUGGAUAAGAAUAAAGUUUUUCUGUAGACAAUUAUUGUUCAAGAUUUGUUGAUGCUCCUGCUUAAUCAAUUAUAUAUACAGGUCAUUAGUUUUAACACGUCUGAUAAUAAAUGACAGUACAAGUUAGUGAAUGAAAAUUUGUCAUUAUUUCAGCUGCUUUAGUCCUACAUCAAUGUGAGGUACCAGUACUUUGAUUGUGUCAUAUAACAAUUUAAAGCAACAUUUUGAAAUGAAUAGUCUGUAGAAUUGACAGUAAAUACAUUUAAGUGAUGGGCUGUGAUCUGCUUGAAUUGGGAGCUGAUCAUGUAUUGAAUUUGUGUUUUUGAUCUUUACUUCAAGUAAAUGUUAAUGAGCAAUUAAUUUUUAAUGAAUAAAUAAUUUAAAAAUAAAUACAAAAGAACCAUAAACAUCAACUUUAGUUUAAUAAAUUUUUUUCAUCAGAACAGAAUUUCCAACUUUGCAUUCUUAAAAUAAAAUAUAAUUUAUUUAGAGUAGAGUCAGAACACAAAAUCAUAGUUUUAAAAUAUUAAGUAAAUUAAGCUAAGCUGUGAUCUCUUAUAAACAUUUGUAUAUAGACUAUACACAAUUUAAUUAUUAUUUUUCAUCAAAUUGCAGGAACUACUACAUGUACUUAUGCCUAUUUGACAAUAAAAAACCAUAGUCAAUGAAAUAGUAAUACUAGUAAAUGAGAUAAAAGUAAAUUUAAUAUCAUCAAUGCUAUUGAAGCCACACUUGUUUUUUUUUUAUCUUGUUUGGUGGACUGCAAUUAAAGUUGCUAUUAAUUUCACUGAUCGUCUUAGCUGAAAUGCCAGUGUCGUCUCUUUGAAUCCUAAGCUUAUUUUCUUGGUAACUGGAAGUCCAGAUAUUUGGAGUUUCAUUUUAAGCACCUAUACUUUCCGAUAGGCUAAACCAUUUGCCUAACAUGUCAUAUGCACGUAAAGAGGUACCACAGAAAUGCUUAGGCGCCAACUUACUUUAACUGACAUAGAAUAAGAGAGCACCUGGUUGCAUACAGCUUCAGAACGAGACAGCAGGAGGUCACUUACAAAGGUGUGGUAUACACCAAUGAAAAUUAAUUGCCGAGGGUAGAUGGCAAAAAAAAAAAAAAACUGAUUCUACCACAGGUGGACAAUGGUUAUGCCUGUGCUCAGUGUGGCAUAAUAUGUAGGUCACAGCUGGGGCUGAGUAGCCUCUGGAAACAGCAUUCCUCAUAAGUCUUAGGAAUCAAAGACAAGCCUAUCAUUUUUGUAGCAUAGUUUGUAGCUUCUGUAAAUGCAUGAAAUGCCGACACAAGUCCUCUGUGAGUUUGAUGGAUUAUAAACAUCUUACUUCUUUGCCUUAUAUUAAAUGGUCCUUCUCUCUGUUCCUCUAGGUACUUGCAUUUAUCUAAAUAUCAUUGAUAUAUCGUAACAUGUCAUCAAAAUAAAAGCUAGAAUCUCUGCAACUCGUUUACAAGUCAGAAGUCAUCAAUAACACUUGCCAUUUAAAAAAUAACAAUUUAGAUUAGUCAAAUCAGUGACUGAUUAUUCGAUUCAUUUAGGCCUAUAAAUUUUUUAUUUGAAUAUAUAAUGAUCCUUUACACUUUGUGACUUUACUAGUAUACUUUGGAGUAGACUUGUUGAGCUAAAGUCGGAAGUACACAUUGAGUUUUACUGUGAUCUACUAGAUUACUAGAUGUAGAUCUAUAUAUAUAUUAUUUUUCUAUAUAUUAUAUAGAAGUAGAGAGAGUAUCUCAUCAAUAGUAUCUGUCAUAUCGUGAUCAGUAGGCGGCUGCAGGUUUAUAGAUCUAUUCCAUGACAAAAACCCUGGCUUGAUGUAGAUCUACUGGUCUAGACAUGUAGAUCUAACUAGAAUUAAACUAGAAAACUGAAUUAGAGAAGUAGCUUUCUGGAUCUAGAACCAGAAUCUAUAUUAUUAAUAUUAGAUCUAGUUGCGUCGAACGCUUAAUUUUUGGUUGUUGUUUUUAAUAAAUGCACAUAAAAUACAUUGUAUUUUGGCAAUAAAAAUACCCAGUUGGUAGUCCAGUAAUUCUAAUAAUUAAUUAAUGAAUGACUAUCAGUAUUUGUUUUAGAUCUAUCAGAUUCAUAUGACUAUGACUUAUUAUUUAUACUUAUUUUGUAUCAUUCGUCCAAGAAAAUCUAGCUCUAGAUCUAUUUCAUUUUAGAUUAGGCUAUAGUUGUUUUUUUUUUUUUUGUCAUUUUAUUUAGGCUACAAUAUUACCGAGAUGAACUUUUUCUUUGUUUCCCACGAGACGUGUAUGCCUAUAGCCUAGUCCUUUCGAUAAUAAUAAUAAAAAAAAAACGAUUAGAAAUGCGUAGCUUGGAGUGUCAAAACUGUAUUAGGCCUCCUAUUUUUAUUUUUAUUUCGUGCAAUUUAGUAUAUCAUAACAAAUACGCAUUUAGAGGAACGGUAGACAGGUCUUCAUCCAGAUUUAGUGUAAAUAAACCAAACACAGAAACACUGAAAGAUUGUAUUUUCGGAAUUUAGAUUCUAUUUUUUUGAAAAAAUGUGGCAUUUUAUAGGGUGGUCGAAAAAAAUAACUUUUGUGACGAUCUCUUAUUCGGGAAAAUUUUAUCUAUCAUAUCAGAUAGUCAGAAAAUGGAUGAAGUUUUUACACAUCUAAUCAAAUAGAGCGUACGAAAGUUUUACACCCAUUGCAAGGGACUGACGGAGUAAAUCUCUUCUUUGGCAUCAUCAUGGAUUUCUCCACAUUGCACCAUGCGCAAAAAUGAUGCGCGACGGCACUUCGACUCUCUUUGGCUUUGUAAAAAACUCGAAGCUGGUGUUCCAUUAGUAUAGUUCCAUGGUCCAAUUAUCUUACUUUGUUACAAGCUGCACGUAUACCCUAUAACGUAGAGAUUUUGUAUCACUUGAUGCUUUGUACUAAAGCCAUAAUGAAUAUACUAAUAUAUAUAUAUUAAAUUCUGAACGUAACCAGUUUAGAAGCUACACUGCAAAAACUUUCUUCCAAGCCAAUAAUAGCCCAAUAGUUUUACGCAAAAGAGGCAAUGUAAAACGACACGACGUGAGCUGUGGUUUUUCUACACUGUUGGGGGGGGGGGGGGACUUGAGAGACUUUCUAUUCUAAUUGUCAUGUACAAUAUGCUACAUUGAGAAGAACUAAGAGAACGAAAAAGCAACUCUUCAGAUUGAUAGUCUUUAAGGGAUGUUGAUAAGCGUAUGAUCAGGGCCAGUAAUACUUUUGGACACCUCCAAGCAAGAGUGUGGCAAUAUAAAUCGUUCCGUCUGCCUAAAAAAUCAGUGUCUACCAAGCAGUGGUUCACUUUACCUCUCUAUGUGGAUAUUAGACAUGGGUACUUGAUAGAAAGCAACUAAGACUUCUUGAACGCUUUCACCAAAGAUGUUUGCACACCAUCAUGGACAUACGGUGGCAAGACCGCACUACUUCCCGACAGUCACACUGGGCAGGGCACGUAUCCCAUAUGGGGCUCUAACAUCUGCCAAAGGCUUUUUAGUGAGCAUGAAGGUACCGGUAUUAGGAAUAACAGAAGUGCUAGACCGGGAAACCCUUCUUUACAAUACGCAAUGCUUUUAAGUCUCUAAAGGAAAAAAUGUGUUUAGUUUUUUACAAAGUGUACUCAAUAACGUAGAGAUUUUGUAUCACUUGAUGUUUCGUACUAAAGCCAUAAUUGAUAUAUUAAUUUCAAAAUUAAAUUCUGAACGUAACCAUUUGAGAAGUUACACUGCAAAGAAUUUCUACCAAGCCAAUAAUAGGCCAAUAGUUUAACGCAAUGUGAGAUUUGUUUUUCGAGACUACAGGGAGACUUUCUAUUCGAAUCGCCAUGUAUGGCAUGUAUAAUGUCUAAAAGAACACAAAAGCAACACUUCGGAUUUGGUAGUCCUAUACGAGAUCGCUCAUUUUCGUCAAAAGAUUAAGUUCGGGUAAAUAUUUUUCGUUAAUAGAUUAUUCCUCCGAGCGAGGCUCGGUCACCUGGUACUAUCAAUAUAUAUAUUAUUUGGAAAACGGCUCUAACGAUUUUCUUUAAAAUUUCAAGGUUUAGGUAUGUAUAUAAAUGAGAAAGAAAUUCUCAACUCAUUGGCCACAUUGGGAAAACUUGAGUUCGACGGUUAUAUUGGUUUGAAAAUGUUUCAUUACCGAAAAAUUUAUUUUGGCUAGAAUGUUUUAUGAAUGAAAAUUUUCCAUGACGUCAAAGGAAAAAAAAACACCGCUUACGUCACUAGGCUUACAUCAGAAAAUUAAAAUAUUUCUUUGCAAACAUUAAGAACUUCUGCACAAAA
This is a messenger RNA of Biomphalaria glabrata, 9937 nucleotides long. RefSeq names its product laminin subunit alpha-3-like. The transcript has 10 exons. Bases 176 to 1363 code for a protein of 395 amino acids. Gene Ontology annotation, molecular function: protein binding. Lineage: Eukaryota; Metazoa; Mollusca; Gastropoda; Planorbidae. The record is from RefSeq and is a predicted model, not a curated record.